Symbiodinium sp. CCMP2456 is the source of this 1794-nucleotide messenger RNA. NCBI's taxonomy places the organism in Eukaryota, Dinophyceae, Suessiales, Symbiodiniaceae. The record is from the annotation of a GenBank genome assembly.
AUGUUCUCCACCUCCGUACUCGAGUGCCACAAGUCGCUGGACCAGGCGAUGAAGCAGAGUGUUCUGACCGAGAACCUUCCGGACAGGGCGUCUAAGCGUCCCAGCUGGCCGUCACGACUGGGCCCUGGGCUCUUUGCUUCGGACAAGGAAAACCGGCCCGAGACAGAGGCCCUGGAGAUGAAAGUCACGAAGAGCGCAUGGUGGCUGCAGCAGCGGGAGGCGGAUGCCCUGAAGCAGCAGCAGCUUCAACAACGCCUGCGAGCCGGUGCCGAGGAGCAGCUUCAGCACGUGCGGAGUGCUCGCCGCUCCGAGGGUGGCGCCCUGGAGCCUUCAGAUUCCGGGCUGCGACGCCGCUGCCAAGAGCUGGAGCGCGAGCGCGACUCGCUGGAGCUGCGGGCGAAGGCCGCGCGGCGCCUGGAGGCUGAACUCGAGGCCGAGAAGGCGAAAUCUGCGCGACUGGCACAGCUGCUCCGGGGAUCCGAGGCUGCAACCUGCCGGCUGGGCCUUCACGAGAUGAGCGAGCAGGUCAAAUAUCUCAGCCGCCAAGCAGAUCUCCACGAGGAACAGCUGGCCUUCAUCAGCAACCGAAGGACGGCUUCGGCGCUCGUCCGCUCUAUCGUCCAACGGGUGCUGGCGCGGCAGAGCCCCGAAGCAGAGGUGUGCGGUGCACUGGAUGUGGCGGUUCAAGCCGAGCUGGGCACCGAAGCCGAGGAGCUGUCGACUCUCCGCUCCGAGCUGGCGGAUGCCCGAGCUGCUGCGGAGGUUCGGCGGAGCUGUGGCCGAGAGGUCCGCGAGGGGCUCCAGAAAGACUGCGAACGCUGGCGCCGUCAUGCGGAGGGACUGGAGAAGCAGGUGGACCAGCUGGGCCGCAGCAUGCAAGGUUGCGAGACCUGCACGGCGAUGCUGGCUGAGAGCCAGGAACUGGCUCUGACCAUCACGGCCCUCAAGAACCAGUGUGACGGUCUGGAGGUGGAAAGAAAGAGCCUGGCAAGCAAAGUUGACUCUCUCCAGGAGAGCCUGGAGGAAGUGUCCUCCUCGCAUGCGGAGUUGGCAGGGCACGCGAACCAUCGGCAGAAGAUCCGACACACCCUGCAGCUGAAGGACGACAGGGACAGCUAUCGGGAGGAGAACUUCCGCCUCAAGCAGCGCAUCCUUCAGUUGGAGGCGAGGAACAGCAGCCAGGGCAUCGUGCAAGCAGUGGCUGGCCAUUCAGGAAGUGAGCUCCGUGGCAGUCGAGUCUCUCGUUUGAGUUCCAGGCCAGCUUCACGUGGUGGCACGGAUGGUCUCGAUGGCUCGCAGCGAUGCCUGCAGAAGCGCUGCCAGCAACUGGAGCGAGAGUUGGAGCGGAACAAGAUCAAUGUGACGCAUUUCCUCGCCAUCAUCGAGAGGGCAGUGCCGAGCAAGGGUGGGGCUCAGAAGCCCAAGGAUGACACCUACGCUGCCACCUCCAGGGAAAUGAUGGAGCGCCAAAACGAUGAGGCCAUCGAAGACCUGGAGGCGAAGGUUGGGCAGCUCAAGGACAUUACGAGGAACAUUGGCUCCUCGAUCAAGGACUCCAACAGCUUGCUCGAUCAGAUGGGUAUCGACUUCGACAAGGCUGCCGGGCUUCUCAAGGGCACCCUGGGCAACCUGAAGGGGAUGAUGGCGAACAAGAGCAGCAAGCACAUGAUCUACAUGGUGCUCUUUGUCGUAUGCCUGUUCCUCCUGAUGUACUUCCUGAGGAAGAUGAGCUUCGGUGGGUCCGGGGGUGCGGCAUCCAUACAACUGAAGGAGAAUGCCUCCAGCGGUGAUUGA